Molecule: messenger RNA, 6815 nt
Organism: Phasianus colchicus (ring-necked pheasant)
Lineage: Eukaryota; Metazoa; Chordata; Aves; Galliformes; Phasianidae
Source: RefSeq, a predicted model, not a curated record
UGUGAAGCAGAGCCCGGAUUCCCAAGCGCAGCACUGCUGGUGCUGGUUUACAGCAAGGUGCCCUCGGUGCCACUGUGAUUCCUAAGACAGCAGUGGGGUUGAUGACCUCCCUCUCUUAACCCAUUAGCAUUAUGAUUCUGCUGACCUAAAUUCCCCCAAAGUUUCGGCUGCAUGCAUCACAUGUUCCUUCCUGCUCUGUGCUGCUCACACCCUCCAGCCCAGGGAAGGAUCUGCACAGCACUGGCAGCGUCGCUCCUACACAGGAACGUUUGCUCAUCCUGGAUGUGUGCUGACUUCAGUGGUACCUGGAAGCAGUGAGGAAAGAGAGGGGAAGGGGGAGGAUUCAGAUCGCUCCACGCAGCCUUGGCAACCUGGAUGUUGUUUCUUGAUCCACACUCCUGUCUGAAUCACCUGCUUUUUCCACCCCCUCUUUUGCUCCUGUGUUGGGCAACGACCCACUUACAUCACUGCUGUGCCACAGAUCAUUACCAAUACCCCAAUCCAUGCCUGACCACUUCCUCUCUCCACCCUCAGACUUCCCAACUUGUAAUGUUUCUCCCUUCUUCCCAGUCAUGGUAAAAUGAGGGCUUUCUGAAGUUCAUCAGCUUCUUUGGUAAGACCCAGAUACUGCUCAGGACUAGUCCAUCAGGAUGCUUUGGCAUCAUCAUCACUGAAACAAAUUAGGAACAGUUAUCUUUCUGUGCAUCGCUUCCUAGAAUAGAUCCAGGACAAGUUCACAGCCUCUCAAGGCAAAGGGGACGUAGGAAGGCUGCUGAAUGUGAUUGAGUGCAGUGGGCAGUGAAACAGGGACACCUUGGAUGGGAACAACAUUUCAUCACAGCACCAGUAUCUGCCAUGUCAGAGCUGCCACAUGAGGUGCAACCAUGCCAACCCUGAUGGCAGGUGGGGAAACUGAGGCACGAGAUGGCUCAAGUGACCUGCCUAAGGCAAAAAGGGCAGAACCGAGACUAACACCUGUGCUCAUCUGGCAGACAACCCAGGGUGGGCUCUGUCCCCUUCACACAGCAUCACUUGUUAGCAUCACCUCAAAGUAGCUGGGGAAGGCUCAUGGGGAGCAGCAAUCCCCAGUGCUGGAGAAGCCACUCCCAGCGCCUGCCUCUGCGCAUAGGGAAACUAUUUAGGGUGGAGAUAUUCUGGGAGGGCUCCCAGACGCUGGAGGUGUCCGGUCUGUUAUACUGCAGGUGGGGACAGCUCCAGUCACAUUCUUGGCUUUGCUUGUUCUUUUUUCUGGGAAACAUUUAAAUGAUCCAGAGAUGAGCCACGCCAGACCCCGCUAUGCCAUCGAACGCCCUGCGUAUUCGGUCAGCCUAUUUGAUGAAGAGUUUGAGAAGAAAAGCAGAAGUUAUCCCAUUGGGGAAAAGUUGAAAAACCUUUUCAGAUGUUCAGCUUCCAGAUUCAAGCUCAUUCUCUUCAGCCUGUUCCCAAUACUUGUAUGGCUUCCCAAGUAUAAAAUCAAGGAGUACAUUUUGCCUGAUGUUCUCGGUGGGGUCAGUGCGGGGACAAUCCAAGUGCCACAAGGGAUGGCUUUUGCACUGCUGGCCAACCUGCCUCCCGUCAACGGGCUCUACUCCUCCUUCUUCCCUUUGAUAACAUACCUCUUCCUUGGCGGUAUCCACCAGAUGGUCCCAGGUACUUUUGCAGUCAUCAGCAUUAUUGUUGGCAACGUCUGCCAUGAGCUGGCUCCAGAAUCAGACUUCCAGUACUUCAACCACACUACCAAUGAGACCAGCGUGAAUACCACAGCCAUGGAAGCAGCCAGACUGGAGAUCUCUGCCACGCUAGCCUGCCUGACUGCCAUCAUACAACUGUGCCUGGGAUUCGUGCAGUUUGGCUUUGUUGCUAUCUACCUGUCAGAGUCUUUCAUCAGGGGCUUCAUGACAGCAGCAGGGCUGCAGAUCCUCAUCUCCGUGCUCAAGUACGUCUUCGGCUUGACAGUCCCGUCUUACACCGGGCCCUUAGCUAUCGUCUAUACAUUCAUCGAUAUUUGCAAAGGUCUGCCCAAAACCAACGUGGCCUCCUUGGUCUAUGCCUUGAUCAGUGCUGUGCUUCUGAUUGUUGUCAAGGAACUCAACCUGAAGUACAUGAAAAAGAUCCGGAUGCCCAUUCCCAUGGAGAUCAUCAUUGUAAUAGUUGCAACUGCAAUCUCUGGCAGCUUUAAGAUGCCCGAAAAGUACAAUAUGCCAGUGGUUGGGAAGAUCAGCAUGGGGUUCCCAGAGCCCACCCUGCCCCUGGUGAGCAAGUGGAAGGACAUGAUUGGCACAGCCUUCUCGCUCGCCAUCGUGAGCUACGUGAUCAACCUGGCCAUGGGGAGGACGCUGGCAGCCAAGCAUGGCUAUGAUGUGGACCCCAACCAGGAAAUGCUGGCCCUGGGCUGCAGUAACUUCUUUGGAUCCUUCUUCAAAAUCCACGUCAUCUGCUGCGCUCUCUCUGUCACUCUUGCUGUGGAUGGGGCAGGAGGGAAAUCACAAGUGGCAAGUUUCUUUGUGGCAUUGGUGGUUAUGGUGACCAUGCUUUCUCUGGGAAUUUAUCUUGAGCCUCUUCCAAAGUCUGUCCUGGGAGCCCUCAUCGCUGUCAACCUGAAGAACUCCCUCAAGCAGCUGGCUGAUCCCUUCUACCUGUGGAAGAAGAGCAAGCUGGACUGCCUGGUCUGGCUGGUGAGCUUCCUGGCUGCCUUCUUCUUGAGCCUGCCCUACGGAGUCGCAGUGGGUGUGGGAUUUUCCGUGCUGGUUGUGGUUUUCCAUACCCAGUUCCGGAACGGUUCCGCACUAGGCCAAGUAACAUCCAUGGACAUCUACAAGAACCCCAAAGCCUACAACAAGGUACACGAACUCAACGGCAUUAAAAUCGUGACUUACUGCUCGCCACUGUAUUUUGCCAACUCAGAGAUAUUCCGCGAGAAGAUUAUAGCCAAGACUGGAGUGGAUCCUGGGAAAGUGUACUUAGCCAGGAAGAAAUACGUGAAAUGGCAGGAGAAGGGGACAGCACAACCAUCAACAAAGCCACCAAAAUUCUUACUGAGGCAGAACAAGACCUUAUCCUUGCAAGAGCUCCAGAAAGACUUUGAAAGCACCUCUCCAACAGACACCAACAACAACCAGACGACUGCUAACGGCGCCAGCAUCUCUUACAUCACAUUCUGCCCUCCUGCCAACGGCGCCGGGCAGGUGCACACCUCCAGUGAGCUGGGCAGCACCACCACUCUGCAAGGAAGCACCUUCAGGGUCAUGUCAACUGCAGAUGUUGACCCCAUGGCCACGGCACCGCCCUAUGUCAGCUUCCAUACCAUCAUCCUGGACAUGAGUGGGGUGUGCUUUGUUGACCUCAUGGGCACAAAAGCACUGGGCAAGCUGUGUUCCAGCUAUCAGAAGAUUGGGAUUAAAGUGUUCUUGGCAAACGUGCAUGCCCAGGUGUACAACGACAUCAGCACAGGUGGAGUUUUUGAAGAAGGAGGCCUGGACAGAAAGCACAUCUUCCUGACCAUCCAUGAUGCUGUUUUGUUCGCACUGGCAAAUAUCAAAGAAGUCCACCCGCCCAUCUUAGAAGAGAGGCCGAAUCAGACAGAACUCUCCAUCUACGAUGAGUCUGUGGAUGAAAGCAGCUCGGAGUUCACAAACUUGGAGGAGGUUAGUCCUAGUGCCUGGGGUCACUUCUUCACCUGUGGGCAGGAGGGAGACCAGGUGGGACAUUCUACCUUGAAUCAGGAGGCAUUUUCCCAGGAGGUGGCACUGCCUGAUGCUGACCCCCACACUAUGAGGAGGAGGUCAGGGAAGGGCUGGGGCUUCAGCUGACAUUGCUUUGUGCAACUGAACCACUUGCUGGGUUUGUGCUCUGCCAUGGCACCAGCCCUAACCCAGCACGCCUUGUGUGCCCUCUAGGAGAUGUUUGGAAGCAUGUUCCACUCAGAGACACAGACAGCGCUGUGAGCCUUGUGCUGAUAAACCCUCCUGGACAGCCUCCUCUUUCCCAUCCCAUCAUGAAGAGCUGCAGUCCUACCCAGGAAUACAAAGAGUUUGCAAAGCAAGAGCUCAUCACGCCUCUUGAACUGGUAAAUUUCUCCUCCUGCUCUGCUUCUGGUGCUCAGAGAAAUGGCCUCUGGAGCAGACAACAGAACACCACGGAGCAGGAACUCAGGAAAUGCCAUCCUAUUAAUCACAGAAGAGAAGCAAGCUCACCUGACGGCAGGUGCCUCAGCACAUGGGAUGAUCAGUUGGUUUUGCCACAUGCUUGCCUUUGUCUCACACAGUCACAAACUUCUGCCCACAGAGGCAUUACAUAAUUUGGGCAUCCCCCUUCUUUCUUUUCCUUCCUCCUUCUUUUCCCGAUGAAAUGAAAUUAAGCAAAUAUUGCGAGCCUCUCACGGCUUUGAAUCACGAGCGAAAACAGCUUUUGCAAGGUGCAGCCUGUAAGGUAAUGUUGUUUCAAGAUGUGCACUGACUGUCGGGGUGCCUGCACUGCAGGUGCCAACCUUUGUGUUCUCCCACAUUUCUCCAUGCCUCUGCACUGCUCUCUGUGUGACCCAGAAACCACAGCCUCCAAUCAGUGCUGCGUUUCUCACACCUUAAAGACCCUGGUGCAGUAUCUCAGGAGGGCUAUUUUCCGGAUUAUAUUUUUACUUAUUAAUAGGACUAGCUUGUAAUAGGGAGUAUGAAUUCCUCAUUACUGUGUGCUGUGUGUGCAUGCCAGUCUGCCUGCCCAGUAAGUCAGUAUGUGUUCAGAUGACCCAGGCUCAAGUUAAAAUCCCUCCUGACAUUUUUAGGCAUCUUCCUUCUGUCUGAACAGGGCUGCAGAGAAGGUUUUUAGACUGUGCAUGUCACGAAAGCAUUAAUUCCAAGGGUGUUCUGCCUCUCUUUUCAUCUUGUUGACUGCAGUACCUAAAUGAUUCAGCCUGGUACGUGGAUUAGUGUUUUGUGGAGAUAUAUAUACAUCUAUAUAUAUUUUUUCCCAAGUCAUUUUGACCACAAAAAGCAAAUGCAGGGACAGCGAGGAAUCCCCUUCUUCUAAAGUCCUGGAUCCAGGGCAGCAAGAUGAAAAUUUCAGCCCGUUUUGUAUCUGCAACUGGUAACACCUGCACUAUGGAGGGCUUCUGAUGACAAGCUCUCAGAUGGUCACUCAGGCAGCAAGGGAACAUUCUUUUUUAUAUGUGAUAUUUCUGUAACAAUUCUCUACUGCAUAUUUGAUGGUUUUCAUUAAAAUUCAUCUCAGAUUGAUAAUACCAGGACCAUCUACCUCUCAGGCAAACAAGCCUGACACUCUAACCCAGAAAAGACAGAUGAGAUCUUAAUCAUUUCUAGAAAUCUGGCAUUCUUUUAUAUUUGAGUGAUGCUUAUAACAAGUGCUAUUUUAAUUUCCCUUUCUGACACCUUCCCUUCUUACCCAGAGCUGAUAUUGUGACAGUAAUGACAAGAUAACAAUGUAAAGCCUGAAAAAAUCUAAGCAGAAGCCAAGAAUUAAAGGGACCCUUCUUCAGUGCAUUUCAACCUCAAAUAUGGCUUUGAUGAAAGUAAGGCCAUAGAAAAUUUAGUAUGUCUUCAGUUGCAACGAAUGCAGAUUUUUCUGUUUGAUUUUCAAAUCCUCCUACAAAGUAUUUCCAGCACUGGGAUAAAGACAAGAGUCAACAAGCAAAACUGAACAGUCUGUUAUAUUUCCAUGAAUUAAGAAAAAAAAAGAAAAAAAAAGUCGCCUUAAUAAUCAAAGCAAAUUAUAUUUUUAAAGCUUAUUUUGAUUUUAUUGCUCCACGACUUUAAAAAGAUAAACAAGUUUUAGUGCACAAUUUCAAGGUACAUAUUGAGUUGAUUCAUUAACACAUUGCUGGAAGGCUUUCUGGGCAGACAAAGCAGAGCUUCCCUAUUGCUCCCAGAUGUGCCAUUUUUAAGGAAAAUAGAGCUUCAUGAACCAUCAUAGCUAGAAAAAACAUCACAGGUAAUCACAUCACGACCUGCCACUUUGCUUUUAUGUAACACCUAAGCCACCAUUUCUCUACCUCAGUUUCGGAUUAUGUGGUGCAGGAGAGUAAUAACACCAAAAAAAAGUUAGUUUCCCAAAAGAAAAAAGCCACCUACUAAUAGUUAUUACUUAUUUUGAUCAGAGACAGCAGUGCUUUUUCCAGAACUGUGUUUUGUUGUACAAGCUGAAAACAAGAGCUGAAUUAUCUUAUCUUAGAGGGUGAUUACUCAUGCUGUUUUGCUACUGCCUGAGUGUUCCUUUUAUUCACUCAUAUGAAGGAAAAAAAAAAAAAGGAAUUGGUGCAACGGAACACAAAGCUAUUCUACAGUAAGCAAUCAACACUUCUGUAUGUCUGAGGUUGCUUUGCUUCAAACAAGGAAAACUGCAGUUUCCAGUUCCUCAUUUGGGUUUAGUUGGAGGAGACUGAUUCCUCAGGAUCUGCCAGACCUCAUGCAGGAAACCUCGGAGCAACAGGCUGUGCAUGAAGAAUAGAUUUUGUUUCUUGAAGUUCCUGCAACAUAACAGAUGGGAUCUCAAGGGAGGCUACAAUAGCAGCACUGGCAUACAGUGAUGAUUCUUUUUGGUAGCCACAGGUCACUUCUGGUGACAACAUGAACAGAUAGAACCACUGGAAGCUCAACAAUGUCUUCAUUUCCAUGUCCUGGUCAGGAGAGUGAGGGAAACUCCAAUUUAUACUGGGGUAGAAAAUCUUUAACUUCAGUGUCCUUUUAUUGCUGACGGUGUGUAAUGGCUCUGAAGCCUCCCGUGAUAAACUCAUGAUGUAUAACCAGCUCAGAAUGUUUGUAAUUUAUUUAAUUUAAUAUCGGUUUUGUUCUUUUUUUUUUUUUCUU